Messenger RNA from Struthio camelus australis, 987 nucleotides. The record is from RefSeq and is a predicted model, not a curated record. NCBI's taxonomy places the organism in Eukaryota, Metazoa, Chordata, Aves, Struthioniformes, Struthionidae.
AUGAAGCAAAAAAAGAAAGAUUCCAAUGAGACAAGAGUGAGCGAAGCAGUCCUUGAAAAUGCUCGUCUUAUGUUGCACACAGAGAACAUUCAAGCUUGUGCUGAAGAUUUUAAAGACAGGUAUGAAAAUGAGCAGCCAUUCAGAAAGGCAGUGGAAGAUGAAAUUAAUUCCCUAUAUAAAGUGAUUGAUGACGCUAAUUUAACUAAAAUGGAGCUGGAGAGUCAGAUAGAAAGCAUGAAAGAAGAACUAGCUUUGCUGUCAAAGAAUCACGAAGAAGAUGUGAAGGUAUUAUACAAACAGCUUGCUGGAUCUCAGCUGGAAGAACUCGAUGUUCCUCUUGGAACUGGCCUGGAUGACAUACUGGAAAAAAUCAGAAUCCACUGGGAGAGAGAUAUUGAAAAGAAUCGUGCUGAGGCAGGUGCCCUGCUCCGUACCAAGCCACAAGUUGAACCAACAGCUGCUGAACGAACCCAAGAAGAAGAACUGGUGGAGGGUCUAAGAACGGAGUUCCAUGAAACUGCCUGCAAAAUACAGAGCUUGCAAGCAGAAACUGAAUCUUUAAGAACUUUGAAAAGGGGUCUGGAGAACUCUUUAUAUGAUGCUAAGCACUGGCAUGACAUCGAACUGCAGAACCUAGGUUCUGUCAUUUCCAAAUUGGAGGCAGAGAUGGGAGAAAUCAAAGUAGAAACUGAGCAGCAGCAGCGGGAUCGUGAAAAUCUGCUGACCAACAAACAGCAGCUGGAGAAAGAUAUUGCUGCAUAUCACUGCCUUCUGGAUGGAGAACAAAGCAGGUAUUUCUCAUUAAAAAACAAGCAUGGCAUGAACACGGAGAACACGAGCUCUUUGGAAAAGUGUUGUGAGACAGCUGAUUAUGAAACUGCCAGCACAAAGAAGAAAACAUUGCCAUUCAAAGCAGACGAUGUCACUGCCAACUAUGUUUCUGGAAGAUUAAAAACCCAUCAAAACAGCCUGCUUUAUUCAGUUUGA